AUGGCAAACAAAUCCUCAAUCUCAAGACCCAAGGUCCAAAUCUUACUCUCCGUGGAUUUCGAUGCCGUGUCUGGCUUUCUGGGAACGGGUGCGUCGGCCACCACCAAUUUAGCUGAUUACAGCAGUGGUUUCUUUGCCGCUCAAGUCGGGGUCCCCCGUUUGCUACGACUUUUCAAGAAACAUGGAAUCUCUUCGUCGGUGACCUGGUUUGUGCCCGGGCAUUCGAUGGAAUCAUUCCCCGAAGAGACCAAGGCAAUUGUGGAUUCGGGUGCCGAGAUCGGGUGUCAUGGAUAUGCACAUGAGGGGUCAAGCCAAAUGACGGAAGCUCAAGAAAGAGAAGUGAUUACCAAAUGUGUGCAGUUGGCAACCGAUUUGGUAGGGGAAAAGCCCCGGGGUUGGAGAGCUCCUCUGUAUCAACUGCGAGCCCACACCAUUCAAGUUUUGGAGGAACAUGGGUUCCUUUACGACUCUUCUCUCACGCACCAUGAUUCAUCAUUGUACUUUGUGCCUCGGAUGUCUGAGCCCCAGCCGAUUGACUUCUCCCCAUCCAACUCUGCUGCUACUUGGAUGAAGCCUCUCCCUGCUCCUGAACCAAGAACUUCUCAAACUCUAGUGGAAAUUCCUUGCAAUUGGUACAUGGAGGACAUGACCCCAAUGCAAUUCCUUCCGGCUGCCGAGAACUCGCAUGGGUUUGUGAGUCCAGUCACCAUUGAACACAACUGGAAGUCACGAUUCGAGUUCCUUUACAGUGAGGCUGUCGAAAAAUCCAUCGAGGAGGGUUGCGAGCAAGGAUUUGUCUUCCCUCUGGUUCUACAUCCAGACACUAGUGGAAUGGCCCAUGUAGUUGGAAUGAUUGACCGGAUGAUCACUUGGCUGAAGCAGCAGGGGGAGGGGGUUGAAUUCGUUACAUUUGGGGACUGCGCAGCGAGCUGGAAAGAGAAUCAGACAUGCUGA
This is a messenger RNA of Penicillium olsonii, 954 nucleotides long. Lineage: Eukaryota; Fungi; Ascomycota; Eurotiomycetes; Eurotiales; Aspergillaceae. The record is from the annotation of a GenBank genome assembly.